UAGGCAAUACUAGUUAAGUUAGUCGAUAGCUGGUGGUGAGGGUCCAGCCAUCACUAACGCCACACCGUACCACCCACAUUACGUCCUAACCCGCACAGCUGUCAGCGGCUUAAGGAUUAGAGGAUUGAAAAGAGUGAAAAUUAUCAUAGAUUGAACAUUGAAAAUACGUUGAUGAGGUUAAAGCGAGUUCACAACAUGUUGACGAGUCAAGAGUUAAAAACAGUGUCAAAAACUGGUCAUAACCCAAGAUAAUGUUGAACUAAACAUCUAAAUAGUCUGUGUUAAUUUAUUCGUAAGCUGUACAGACUCAACUAGCAGGAAAGUCAGAACAAUUUAUUCUAAAUGACUGGCGGAAAAGAAAGAUGACAAAAGCCUAGCAACUGGAAGAGGGGGGGUUGGGGUGGGGGAGUGGAAGGCCUAGGCUAUUCGGUCCAGUCAAGCUUCGGGUUUUGAAAAUGAGGCUGUCACUGAGGAGUUAAUAUUCGAGUUACGUAUUAAUUUUUACGGAUUAAUUGACGAAUUCAAGCAACGAACGAGGGCCGUACUGGAUUAUAAAAAUAAUUAAAUUAUUAUAAUAAUCACAAAUUUUGACCAAAGGAAUUUUUUUUAAUAAAAUUGCCCUCUGAACUAGGAAAUAUUGUGAACUGAACCGGUGAAUCAGAACUCUUGGAUAGUAUUCAAAUAUAAACAGCAAAAUUAAAAUAUGUAUCAAGUUUAAAAUAUGCCAUAGCAAAAAUCGUAAGGCCAUAGAAUAUGCCAUCUGCUGAAAAAUCAUUGACGAUAUUUUGAAUUCAUUGAAUUGUAUAAACUAAUAUUGUAAAUUCAAUAAGCUUUAUACCCACAUUUAGAUUAAACAACCGGAGACCACAGAAAAAUGACAUCGAUUGAGGAGCUGGUUCGCGAGGCUGAGCAAAUAGAGUUCUGUUUAAGUCCAGAGAGCGAAUUGGAGGGAGUUCUUCGCACGCUCCAAGCCUUCCAGCAGGAGUCCACCAGGAAGCUCCAAGACAUCCAGAAACAAAAACAUUGCGACAGGAGCCAACAAAACGGCACAGAGCAAGAUCAAUACGCGGAAGGUCAGGAAAAGGCAGAGUUUGGAUGUGACGGACUUCCAGGAUGCGAUGCCAAGAGACAAGAUGACGGUGCUGGGAUUCAAGCGGAAGGUUGGAGGUCGCAGAAACAUGACAACAUUAAGGUGCCAAACUACGACCCGGACAAACAAGAAGAUGGCGGUAGACGACAAGACAACACCAAGACGUUAUAUGAUAGUGUUAAGAUAGAUAAUGAUGGUGAAUUACUCAAUGAUAGGAAUUUGGAACACAGAGAUGCAAAUGAUGAAAGAAGCGAAGGUCAUGGUGGCUACAGUGGUGAAGAAGGUAACAGUAGUGAUUGUGAAGUGAAGGAGGCUGAGAAGUCCCUGGCGGAGGCGCUGCAGGUACUGACGUGUCUCAACCUUCUACCUGAUGACACCGGCGUCAGCAAGAGAUAUUCAGAGCAUCGAGCCGCCCGUCCAAGGAUCCUGUCUCUGGGGCUGCGGGCGUCCUCACCCUCCCACACCUCACCAGGUGAGGCUGGAGGACCAACCCUCCCCAACACCGUAUGGGGCUGUCAUAGAGGUGUCACUGUAUUGUCCGAUUCGAGUGGUGAGGGCGCGGCGGAGGUAGGGUGGCCAGGGUCCCAGAGGACACCACAUCUAUGGCGGCAGGUGGCGGAGGAGCCGCGGGAGAGCCAGCCGCCCCACACAAGGGUGAGGUUCGACAUGAAUGCCCUCAACCGGGAGCUGGCCAACCUCCUCACCAUGACGGGAGAGGACCCGCUGAUGUUAGAACAUUCUUCCCUGUUAAACGUCCCUGUCACGCCCCCGCCCACGCCCGUCUUCAACACCAACUACGCCCCAGAGGAUCAGGAAUACCUCCCUCCUUUCAAAAUCAUGCCAGGCCCGCCGCCCCCCAAGCCUCCAAGAGUUAAAUUCCCCGCGAACGAGAUUUUCCACGCUCAAACGGGCCAACUGUCCAAAUCGACUGGGAACCUGGCCCACGAGGACUCCCAGAGAAAGCAUCAAAGCCUCUCGGCUCAUGCGCUCAGCCCUGGUGAGAGAAAAGAGAACAUCCUUCUCGCCUCCAUCAAGAGAAAAGGCAUGAGGGCUCGCGUACGCAGCUUCACGAAAAAGAAAGUCAAACGAGUCAAGAGUUUGGACAUCAGCGGACCUACUGAGUUCAGGCAUGUAGCAGGGGCGCUCGCGCUCAAGGGAGUGGACGCCGCAGACGAUGGCGGAGAACAUGAUAGCCAACCCUUUACACUUGUGCCGGAAACUGAAGAAGCAGGCGCUCACAGACAAGAGCGAAUUGCCUCGGAAACAGAAGAUUCGCAAUCAACAGACACGACGUCAACAGAAACCCAAACAGACGAUACCGGCUCAACAGAAGCUAUACCAGCAGACGGCACUAGUUCAAUAGAAGAGACGCCAACAGACGACACUAAUUCAACAGAAGCUACGCCAACAGACGGAACCAGUUCAAUAGAAACUACGCCAACAGAGGGCACUAGUUCAACAAAAAGUACGCCAACAGACGACACUAGUUCAACAGAAGCUACGCCAACAGACCCAAUAGGCAACACUGGUUCAACAGAAGCUACGCUAACAGACCCAACAGACGACACUGGUUCAACAGAAGCUACGCCAACAGAUGACACUGCUUCAACAGGAGCAACGCCAACAGACAACACUGGUUCAACAGAAGCUACGCUAACAGACCCAACAGACGACACUGGUUCAACAGAAGCUACGCCAACAGACGACACCGGUUCAACAGAAGCUACGCCAACAGACAAUGGUUCAACAGAAGCUACGCCAACAGACAACACUGGAUCAACAGAAGCUACGCUAACAGACCCAACAGACGACAUUGAUUUAACAGAAGCUUCGCCAACAGACCCAAUAGACAACACUGGUUCAACAGAAGCUACGCCAACAGACGACACUGCUUCAACAGAAGCUACGCCAACAGAGCAUACUGGAUGAACAUGAACUAAACCAACAGACUGAAUAACAGUGACAAUUCCAUAGACAAAAUUGCCAAAGAAGAGUACCGCAACGGAAGUCGAUAUAAAAAACGGCACAACGGACACCAGCAUUCACAGACACAAACAGAAACAAAAGGUAUAGAAGAUAAUAAACAGAUACUAGAAUGCCCAAAUACUGAUAAAGCUAGAACUCUCAGAUGCUAUUUUUUAAAACGUCUAGUAAACACAUACACAAGGAUUCAGGGGGCCAUGUGUAAACACAUACACAAGGAUUCAGGGGGCCAUGUGUAAACACAUACACUAGGAUUCAAGGGGCCAUGUGUAAACACAUACACUAGGAUUCAAGGGGCAUGUGUAAACACAUACACUAGGAUUCAAGGGGCAUGUGUAAACACAUACACUAGGAUUCAAGGGGCCAUGUGUAAACACAUACACUAGGAUUCAAGGGGCCAUGUGUAAACACAUACACUAGGAUUCAGGGGGCCAUGUGUAAACACAUACACUAGGAUUCAGGGGGCCAUGUGUAAACACAUACACUAGGAUUCAGGGGGCCAUGUGUAAACACAUACACUAGGAUUCAAGGGGCCAUGUGUAAACACAUACACUAGGAUUCAGGGGGCCAUGUGUAAACACAUACACUAGGAUUCAGGGGGCCAUGUGUAAACACAUACACUAGGAUUCAAGGGGCAUGUGUAAACACAUACACUAGGAUUCAAGGGGCAUGUGUAAACACAUACACUAGGAUUCAAGGGGCCAUGUGUAAACACAUACACUAGGAUUCAAGGGGCCAUGUGUAAACACAUACACUAGGAUUCAAGGGGCCAUGUGUAAACACAUACACUAGGAUUCAAGGGGCCAUGUGUAAACACAUACACUAGGAUUCAGGGGGCCAUGUGUAAACACAUACACUAGGAUUCAAGGGGCCAUGUGUAAACACAUACACUAGGAUUCAGGGGGCCAUGUGUAAACACAUACACUAGGAUUCAGGGGGCCAUGUGUAAACACAUACACUAGGAUUCAGGGGGCCAUGUGUAAACACAUACACUAGGAUUCAAGGGGCCAUGUGUAAACACAUACACUAGGAUUCAGGGGCCAUGUGUA
Molecule: messenger RNA, 4122 nt
Organism: Procambarus clarkii (red swamp crayfish)
Lineage: Eukaryota; Metazoa; Arthropoda; Malacostraca; Decapoda; Cambaridae
Source: RefSeq, a predicted model, not a curated record